Messenger RNA from Perca fluviatilis (European perch), 807 nucleotides. Its product is annotated as collagen alpha-1(X) chain-like. Bases 34 to 672 code for a protein of 212 amino acids. The record is from RefSeq and is a predicted model, not a curated record. The transcript is spliced from 3 exons. NCBI's taxonomy places the organism in Eukaryota, Metazoa, Chordata, Actinopteri, Perciformes, Percidae. Gene Ontology annotation, molecular function: protein binding.
AGGUGACUGCACGAUCUUGGAUCAACUUGGAAGAUGAAUUUCACCAUUUUAUUGUUUGUGUCGAUGUUCUGCGGCUUGAUUUUGGCCCAGGAUGAUGCUCCUGAUGCUACUGGAACAGAAGAAACUGUAGAAACCAAGUCCUGUUAUCCUGACAUGUGUGAUCUCCUGACAGAGUUUGGUGCCAUGAGAGAAAAACUCACAUCUGUGGAAACCAGACUGAAGGAGAGUGUAAACCAGAUUCUGGAACUGAAAAACAAAGAAAGGACCAAGGUGAUAUUCAGUACAGCAAUAGGACAAGGUGACAAACCCAUUGGACCCUUCAACACAGACACAACUUUAAUCUACAGAAGAGUGAUAACAAACAUCGGUGGUGCCUACAGUCCAUCCACAGGUAUCUUCACUGCACCUGUUGCAGGUGUUUAUUAUUUUACAAUCUUCUAUCAUGCUGGAGGAGAUUACGAGGGAAAACUGUUGCUGUUCAAGAACAGUGAAUUGGUGGUCAUGACCCAUGAUCACCGCUCAGGCUCAGACGGAGCUGAUAACGGAGGAAAUGCAGCAUUCCUGCAGCUGCAGCCAAGAGACCAGGUGUAUGUGCGUAUGGCUGCAAACUCACAUGUUUGGGGAACCGACCACCAUACAACCUUCAGUGGUUUUCUGGUCACUCAAAUGUGAGAAUCGAUGUAUAUAUUGUGAAUCUAUUCAUUUCUGUGUGAAGAUGGAUGUAAAAAUCUGAUAUCAUUAUUCAGUGCCAUUGUAUUUUUAAAAUAUGAUGAAACAGAAGGCUUUUGCUGAUCAAAUAAAGUCUGA